Messenger RNA from Aphanomyces invadans, 9462 nucleotides. RefSeq lists its product as hypothetical. The coding region runs from base 1 to 9462 and encodes 3153 amino acids. Lineage: Eukaryota; Oomycota; Saprolegniomycetes; Saprolegniales; Verrucalvaceae. The record is from RefSeq and is a predicted model, not a curated record. The transcript is spliced from 9 exons.
AUGGUGUCGGGCCUCGCAGCCACGUUUACCUUGCGCACUGCUGGCGACAAAACGUCCAUCACGAACGACGGAUUUGUCGUCGAGUACGACACAAUGUACUCGUUCCCCGACGCAGCGACUGCCCACUUUUGCGGCGCGGCGCAAACAAGCAUGACUGUGUCCGGUGCGACAAUCUUUCCAACCACGUCGUUCGCGACGGCGGUGGCGUACCCCGCUCUCGCCAACUGCACCUACGUCCUCCGCGCGCCGCCUGCUUCGUAUUCGUCCAUUUGGCUCGACUUUCUCGACUUCAGCAUGGCGUCGACCUCGGAUCGUAUGGAGCUCUACGACGCCGACACGUCCCCGCCGACGCUCUUGGCUGCAUUCACCAACACAACGUAUGCGCUCCCGCACUACGGCAUCGUGUUCACUGGCCAAGCCGACUACAUCCUGUCGUCGUCCUCGUUGGCGGCGCUUCCCCGGACAGUCGUCUUUUGGAUUCAAGUACCGGUCACCGUCCAAAAGGAUUGCACCGUCGCGAACGCGUGCACGAACAACGUGGCCAAGAAGAUGAAGGUCCUUGGCACCGAAUUCAAGUCGUCUGCGGCAUGUGCUAAAUUCAACGUCGAGCUCGACGUGGACACUGGGUUCCUUUCCAUGUUCUUGAAUGGCGCCAACCACGUGAUCGAGCAAGAUGUCCGCCAAGGGUCGUGGCUGCACGUGGCGUUGGUGUACCGGGAACUCGACAACGUCAUGUUCGGGUACCUGAACGGGGUGCGCGUCGCCAUGUCGGCGGUCACGGGGGUUUUCAAUCCGUCCCUGCCGCCGUGCAGCUCGGACGUGUUGUUCCUCGGCGGACAGCCGUCGUUGCCGGACGACCGAAACGUGUUUUUCAACGGAAUGCUGCGGCAAGUGGCGCUCUAUGCCGAUGCCAAGACCAUCUACCACGUUGGCCGGCUCAUGGGUCGCCCAUGCGAUGCCACCGAUGCGGCACUGCUUGUCUGCUACGCGUUCACGUCGAUCGACGCGUCGACCGCAACGGACGACAGCUCGUACGAGCUGCACGGUCGAUUCCACGGGACGUCGCUGUAUACCCAGAAUCCGCUUCAGCUAUCGUCGUUGCUGCACAAGACGUUUACGUCUGCGUCGGCGACUGUCAUCGUUCGAUACUUUCCGACGUCGGCCAACUCGACCUUCCGCUUUCUUGCGAUGCCAAAGGUCUGUCCGCCGUGUGCGUCACAUGGGACGUGCCGCCGAGGCCAGUGCCACUGCGACAGCGGGUACACAGGGGCCACGUGCAACAUGGUCGUCGACGCGUGCCCCCAGGAUGUCCUCGUGCCGUCGAAGAAAGGCGUUCUAGUGUUUCCGACGAAAGCGCCGACCGUCGGCCACUUUGUCCCGUCCGUGCCGUCUGGAGGGUACCCCGCGGCGCUCGACUGCUCGUUUCACUUGCGCAAGUCGAGCUCGAAAAUUGUGUUGACGUUCGCCAAGCUCGAUCUGGACGAGUCCGAUGCGAUCAUGGUGUACGAGGGCCGGCGAGAGUCGCCAAGGUACUUGGCUAGCCACAACCUCACGGCAGACGUGGCCAUGGACAGCGCGUCGUACUUUAGUCGAGGAGCGUACGGGUACUCGCGCGUGAUUUUCAAAAACGUGUCGGCGUACGAUGCGACAGCCGUGCUGUGGCCCGUGGUCGCAGCUCCGCAGCCAGGCAACUGCUCCAAGACUUUCCACGUCGUCAAGUACCGUCGCGGGAUGGCGUGCGCUGACGCGACGUCCGUCGGCCUCAAUCAAACCUGGGCCGCUCACCUGAUCUCGUCGUACUGGUGGCUCGAGUCGCCCGAAGCGUUUUCGACCCAGAUCACGCCGCGACGACUGGUUUUCAACGACUACACCGCCGAUGCAGCCACCGUCACGACGGAAUUCACCAAACUUGUCCUUGGCCAAGGCAAAGUGACGCGGCCCCAUCCCGGUGUGUUUCGCUUCCGCCGGCGCACCCAGCCGUUCACAACGUGCCAAGACGGAAGCAGUGAGGGACUGGACAUUGUUUCCCUUGUCGAGGCGACAGGCAUGCACACGUUUUCGAGGCCGGACGCGGCGGUGGGAUACCAGCAGGCUCCGAUUGUGUCCCCGGUGUUCCGGUAUGCCGGAACGUGGUCCCUCGACACGUCCAAGCCGUUCUCGGGGGUGUUCCGGUCGCCGGGAUUUGUUCCGCAAGUCGGAUUCUCGCCGUUCACGAUUGUCGUGCGCGCGACGGUCGCUCUGACGAGCGAAGUCCAGUACUUGUUUGCCCAGGAAGACAACCCCGCGUCGUCGAUAUUUCUCAAGAUCUCCGAGUCCCGCCGCGGCCUCGGCAAGUGGACGUUCGGCGCGUAUGCCACCAACGACAAGGCCACACCUGCCAGCCCGGCGUCGUUCUCGCGGGACACCAUCAUGCUUGCGAUCACAUUCAACAACGGCGUCGUCAGCUAUUACGUGAACGGAGUCCUCUUUGGCACGCACGACACGGACGCGUCGUAUCAAGCGUGCGUCGACCAGUGCAUCCUUGACGACACGGAUCCGUGGUGGGAGUGCCGGAACCAGGAGCCCAUGUACAACUUUGGCCACUCGAACCGCCUUGUCAUGGGGGGCCGCUUCCAAGGCUCGACGGUCUUGAAUCCGUGGAAGGGCCAAAUCCUCGAGCUGAGCGUGUACGACAUGGCGCUGCCGGACGCAGUCGUCGCGUCGCUCUUCACCGGUGUCGGCGCCAUUUCGUCGUCCGUCAGCAAAUUUUCAGUCAACAGCUUUGCGAGUCGGACGCAGGGCGAAGCCAGCACGAUCGAAGUCCUGACAGUGCCCGUCGGGAAUGACCAGCAAGCGUCGUCGACCUUUAUUCGACGGUGGCACGUCCAUCGGUACGCGUGCGCCACGCCCGCGCCGUCCCUGGACACGCCCCACCUCGCGACCAUUCUCAACGCGUCGUCUGCACUUACCAAAGUCGUGUACAACGCAAUGGACGACACGGCAGCGCUCGUGUCAUGGUCGACUGCGUCGUCGCCGUUUGUUCAGACAUCGCUGGUUCGAUCCAAGUCGUAUGGCCACGGCCUCACGGCGACCGCGAUCGUGGACCUUCUCGUCGAGUACGGCCUAGCCAACGACAACUUUCCGUACGUUGUCACGGCGGUGUUUGUGACGGCGAUGACAUCCACGUCGGCGUCCGUGGGAUUUCGAUUCCUCGACGCGCAGCGGCAGAUUGUCGAGGCCACGGCGACACUGCCCCGCGUCAACAACACGUGGACGCACCCCACGGCCGUGCAUCGGCUCACGGUGCCGCCCUACGGCGUCCUUCCCCCGACAAAGUGCCGAGACGACCGCGACAGCACCGUCCCUCUCACAGACACGUCAGGUAUUUUGUCGGACGGAGGCGCGACCGAGUCGUCGAUCGUCGCCCCCAACACGCAAUGCUCGUGGGUCCUCCGCGCCCCCGUCGGGGAAACCAUCACGAUCUCGUUCACGUAUUUCUUUAUCGACUGCAUGGAAGGGGACCUCACGAUCGACGACGUCGACGCGCACACGUCGACGCCGCUAUGUGGGUCGAUGGCUGGUUGGUCGGCCACGUUUGGCGCCAACGUCCGUCUCAACUACCACAUUGGCCCGCCGCCCAUGGGCAUGAACAACCAUCCGAUGCCGAUGAUGAGCACGGGUUUCUUUGGGCAGUACGUCUUCUCCAACGAUAACCCGGUGCUGGACACGACCGAAGGGGCAGCUACGUUCGGCCCAUGGACCGUUGCCGCGGCCGACGCUGUUCGCCCGGGGUCCACCCAGUGCCAAGUCGACACAAACGACGAAGCGCCGUCGUACGAGUGGAAGAUCCAAGCGAGCUCGGUCCAGACCAACAUGGACGACUCGUGCUACGAAACGCAAUCGAACGAUGCCGACUUUGAGUGGGAAGUCGAGUCGUUCGACUUGGCGACUGGCGAUACGAUCCAGUGCAAGGACGACAAGUGGGUGGUCGACGAGACCAUGCCGUGGACGGCCGUCGCCAUGGACCGCGUCGGGGGCACCGAGAGGUACACGGACCCUCCGACAACCGUCGAGCACGCUCCUGCAUUCACCUUGACCAAGGCGACGCAAUCCUUGGCAGCAACGUACGUGUCAGAACGCAAUGCGCUGCAAGUUCGCAUCCAGUCGAGUGCAGGAGGCCGCGGACGAGCGGUCAUCGAGUACUACAUGCCCCAGAUAUACUACGUCGCUCCGGCGAGUUACCAAGGCGUGGAUGGAAGCAAUGGCGACGGGUCGCGAGAAAUGCCAUUCACGCACUCGUUCCAGUACUUGAUGGCGAAUGUUCUCGCGAGUGGGGACAUGCUCCGACUGUAUCCCGGACGGUACGAAGGCACGGGGUACUGCAACUUGGUGUGGACCGAGCCCGUCGUCAUGGAGAGCAUCAGCGGCCCCGAGUGGACAGUGCUCGACUGCAAUGGAUUAUCCAGGGGCUGGCAGCUCAAGCACGCGUCUGGGCUCUCGAUCUUGAAAGGCAUUACGUUUACGCACACGAUGGUGUCGUCGACGCCGUUUACUGGCGCCGCCGUGCUAGCGUCCGGCGACGUCCAUAUCGAGUCGUGCGUGUUUGAUAGCAACGUCCAUCGUGCCCAAGGAACGCUGGCGAUCGUGGCCCCUAGCGUUUCCAAGGUCGUCAACUGCUCGUUCGUGUCCAACUCGGGCCUGAGUGGCCCUGCCAUCGCUGUCCUCUCCGCCACCGCUACGCUCGACGCUAUCCGUGCCGUCGACAACUUUGCAAGUGUGUCUGGGGCACUCUUCGUCAGCACUUACGUUGAAGGCGCGACCAUGUCGCUCUCGUCUCCAUCCCGUGUGGUCGUUUCCAAGUCGGUGUUUCUGCGGAACAAGGGGUCGAAAGAAGGAGCUUUGACGGUCGCACGGUCCAGUGUUGUCGACGUGACCAGUUGUGAGUUCAUCGCAACAGCGGCAGCGGCGAUUGCGGUCGAUGCGUCGACGCUCAAGCUCGACAAGAGCAUCAUGCAGGGCAACCUCGGUUCGGGCAUUCUUGCUUCCAACGCAGCUCUGGUGGUCGCAACGUCGUCCACGUUUGCCGGCAAUGCCGCCAAAUCUGGCGCCGCCGUGUCUCUCGACGCGUCGUCGUACCAAGGACGUGGGAAUGCAUACACUGGGAACACAGCGACUGUGGCAGGCGGCGCCAUCUACGGCCAAGGCUGCCACUACACCGAAGUCGACAGUUCGUUCGUCGGCAAUGCCGUCGGCAAUGCCACCAACGCCAUCGGUGGAGGCGCAUUGGCAUUCACAUCGAGCAACAGUGCUGUCGACAGUGCAACUUUCCAAGUGGUUAUCCAGCGCUGCCUGCUCCAAAGCAACGCAGCAACGUUCGGAGGAGCGAUGCAACUUGGAGAUGUCCACGCGGCGUUGGUGAGCAACCAAUUUGUCCGCAACUCGGCGGGGCGCUUCGGUGGCGCCAUUCGAGUCGCCAACUGCAUGGCCCAACGCGACGAAGUUGUCCUGGACGUGCGGGAUAACGAUUUCAACGGCAACACGGCGGGUCGAGGGGCGGCUGCGUACGUGGAAGCAUCCGACGUCGUGCAAUUCGUUGCAAAUACGUUCCGCGGCAACUCGGCGGCGUCGUUCGGCGGAGCGAUCGCCGUCGUGGCGACCUCAAGGGUGCAAAUCACCACGUCAACGUUCCAAGGAUGCGUCUCCAGCGGGGGUGGCGCCGUCUACGCCGCGUCGGAAACCACUCUCGACAUUGUAGACUCGACCUUUGCGCAAUGCUCGAGCCGUUCGCAUGGCGGUAGUGUGUACGUCGAGAACUCGCAGCUCGCACUGGCAAACGUGAACGUCCAAGGGGGCAAUGCAAGCGGCAACGGCGGCGCGAUCGUGCUCAUGUCGCAAGGAACGUCGAUCCGCGCGACCAACGUCACAAUCGCGUCGACGUCGGCCAACAAAGGCGGCGCGUUCUACUUAAUCGAUUGCAACAUCUUGGCAGGGCAUGUGUCGGACGUCCGGGUCGUCAACACAUCCGCGGUCCACAUGGGCGGCGCGUUUUAUGCAGUCCUUGUCACCAUGGACCUGACGCGCUUGACAGCGAUCGACACAUCGUCUGCCAGCGGCGGCAUGAUGACGCUGGAGGACUCGACGGCGACGCUGACGGACUCGACCGUUCUCCGCUCGACAUCGCUCAAGAACGGCGGUGCGUUCUACGUGAUUAUAUCCGACUUGGCGUUGGUGUCGUCGACCAUCGACCACAACCGCGCGACAAACUAUGGAGGAAGCGUGUACGGGUUUGCAAGCCACGUGACGCUUGUCGACUCGUCGCUCCGGCAAAGCACGUCCGAAUUCGGCGGCGGUCUCUACGUGUCGUCGUCGACGUUGGCGAUUGUCCGGUCGACCAUCCGUUCCAACGACGCGGACGCCGGCGGCGCAUUUUAUGCCGACCUGACCGAUGUUGCCAUUCGAGACUCGACAUUUCAUGCCAACGUGGCGGCCACAAGCGGCGGUGUGGCUUUCAUAUCGAGCAAUUCGGUCCAACUGGACAAUUCCACCUUUACGAGCAAUGUUGCCAACCAGGGCGGCGCGCUCUGCUUGGCCGGGUUGACGUCGCUGGCGGUAGUCAAUUGUGCAUUCGUCGACAACUCGGUCGCGAACACGGCCGCGACAACGCUUCGACCUCUUGGCGGCGCCAUCUACGUUGACCAGAUUGAGGAAAACUCGACCAUGUCGACCUGCGUCUUUCACAACAACUCAGCUGGCGACGCUGGUGGGGCCAUGUAUGCUUCCAACGCCGCUGCCUCGUCGUCGCGGAAUCGCCCCACGCUAUCUGUCGCCCACACAACGUUCCGCGCCAACGUUGCAGACACGUUUGGCGGCGCAGUCUUCAUCGAUGGCCUCGAGACAUCGCUUCAAGCGAAUGUGUUCACGGCCAACGUUGCUGCGCGGGGCGGUGGCGGCGCGAUCUUUUGGCAAGGUUCAGCCGAACCCGUCGGACUGCCGCUUCAAACGUACGCUGGCAAUUCCGCGGAGUACGGUCCAGCGUAUGGGUCGGUGGCGGUGGCCCUUCGACCAAUAUACAUCCCGCCACCUUCGCUAGUGGUUGGGCAGCCAGGAGGGGAAGGCAGCGCCCAGCCCUUUGUCGGGUCGUUCACCGUCCACGUCGUGGACAAGUACAUGCAGACCGUUGCGACGGAAAACAGCGUCCAGGUUUCGAUCGAAAGCAAUACGGUCGGCGCGUUCGUGACUGGGACGACCAAAGUGACGGCACGCCACGGCGUGGCCAACUUCACGCAAGCCGGCGUCCAACAAAUGCCAGGGUCGAAUGCCACCGUGGCCGUGUCGGCGUCUGGCCUUGUUGCGUUGGCCACGGUCGAGCUGCGCAUACGACGGUGCGUGCGGGGAGAAGUGACCCCCGUGGGGGUCCCGCAGUGCGUCAAGUGCCCGUUUGGUCAAUUCAGCUGGAACACAAGCGAUACGGUGUGCCACGAAUGCCCCGUUGGCGGCGUGUGUGGCGGUGGCGACAACAUCGAAGUGCUCGACGGGUACUGGCGCUUUGAAAACUCCACGGGGGUGUGCAACGAUCCAAGUUACCCCUAUGACGGGUGCCGCCUCGGGACGUGCCUGGACAAGGCGUGCAAUGGAUUCACUAAGGGCGACGUGUCGGCGACCGUCCGUUUGGAUGGCCCGAACAACACGAUGAUUCUCACGAUCCGGUCCGACACGAUCGGGUACCAGCCCAACGACACGCUGUUUGUCCAAGGCGAAGAGCUGCGCGUCGUAAGCGUUGAAAAGAUCGGCGACGGCACGGCGUCGUUCCAGCACCACGUGCUCGUCACCGGCAACGCGCUGUCGACCACAGGGACGGUCGACAUUUACGUACGAGGCACGGAACGGUGCAAGCCAGGGUACACGGGCAACCUUUGCUUUCAGUGCGCCCCAGGGUACACUCGCAGUGGCAAAACGGCGUGCACGGCGUGCCCGGACAGCUUGACGCUGACGGUGGUGGUGCUCGUGCUCGGUGUGUUUGGCGUUGGGGCGGUCGCGAUGAUUUUGAUUGUGAUGACGAUCAACAAGUCGCGGCAAAAGGCCGAUUUGUACUCGAUCUUGACCAAGAUCUUUACGUCGUAUCUGCAGCUCGUGAGUUUGGCCGGGUCGUUCGACAUGCAGUGGCCGCAACAAGUCAAGGCCAUGUUUGCCGGCCAAGCGCAGAUCUCCAACCCAGGCGACAAACUCAUCUCGAUCGAGUGCCUCAUGGACCAGUACAAGCGCACGAUGCGUGCCAAUGCGUUUACGACGCUGAGCAACUACUACAUGCAACUGAUCGUGUUCCUCACGUUGCCCGUGUGUGCCGUGGUGUUUCCGCUUGUGUUUUGGCGCGUCCGCUUUCGCCUGGCGUCGCGGCGCAUCGUGCGUCGCGACUGGGGUGUCGCUCUCAACGCUGUCCUCGGUCGUGGCACCGGGUCGGACGUGAUGCUCCAAGACCAAGAGCUGGCGGACGUCCUCGUCGCCGUCCAGGAAAAGCCAAGCGACAUCGUGUUGGAUUAUGUGCGCACGAUCAGCAAGAUCGCCGACGGCCCGCAGCCGCUCUCGGUUGUAAAAGCAUCGUUUCUCCAAGCCACGCGCGACGAAAUGCGCGACAAAACCGUGCUCAGCAUCAUCGUGCUCAUGUUUCUCGUGCACCCGGGGCUGAGCAACCAGAUUUUUCAACUGUACACGUGCACCGAACUCGGCUACGAUGGCGGCGGCACGCGCCUCUACUUUCUCAACCCCGACUUGGACGUCCAGUGCUACGACGCAACGCAUUACAAGUGGAUGUAUUUUGUCGGGGUCCCGGCCCUCGUCCUGUACACCGUCGGGAUUCCAUACUUUGCCUUUCACCAACUGCGCACGCGCCGGCACGACCUCGACAAGCCCCGGACAAAGCUCCAGUUCGGGUUCCUCUACGACGGGUACAAGUUGGACCACUACUACUGGGAGAUUUGGAUCAUGAUGCGCAAGAUCAUCGUGUCGUUUAUCUCGGUGUUCCUCAAGAACUGGGGCACCGCGCCGCAAGCGCUCGGUGCGUCGGGCCUUGUGUUCUUUGCGCUAUGGGGGCACAUGGAAACGUGGCCGUACGAAGCCGACUGCGUCAACGGGCUCGAGCAAAAGGCGCUCCUCGCGUGCUUGUUUACGCUCUACUGCGGUCUGUACUUGCUCCAGCCCGAAGUCACCACCGUCACGCGCGUCGUCAUUGGGGCGUUCAUCAUUACCGCCAACAGCCUCUUCCUCGUCUACUUUAGCCGGCUCAUGAUUGUGCAAGUCAAGCAAAAGGCGCAAAACGCCAUCGGAAAGCUCUCCCGGCAAAAGUACGUGAGCAUGGCGGUCAAGAAGGUCCGCAAGAGCAGUGCCGGAGAGACCAAGCGGCCCAUGAAGAAGUCGGAGCAGGCCAUCGCCCCGGAUACAACCAUGGAACAACAACUCGAGCAGAGGCUCGACAACACGGACAUCUAG